CCGGGCUCUCCGGGGGCCGGCGCUUGGUGGGCUCGUCCUUGUUCCCCGCCGUGUUUUGCCGAGUCAAGGGUAUCUCUUCGGAGCUGGGCGAGCCGCUGGCGGCGGUGAUGUGAUUGCAUAGCAACACAGCAGCCGGGGCGGUGGAGGAGGAGAGGCAGCGGUGCUGAGGCUCAGCAUGCAUCCCUGUCACAGGGAUCCUCUGCUGAUUCACACAGCCCCGCUGCCCCCGCGCCUCGGACCCGGCCGACUCGGAAGGUGCUCCAUCCCCAUGACCAUCAGCUCUGAUGCAGCCCCUGGUGAUGCAGGAAUGGCUCCAUGUCCUCCCUCCAUGUCCUGAGUGGCGCCCGCCGGCCCCGGCGCAGCGCAGCGCUGCCCGCCCGCUCUCCCAGGUUGAAGCCUCACAGGAUGGUGCAGGACCUUCGAGUGUAACCCCUCGGGCUCCAAGCAGUGCUGCCGGGCCCCAGGCCCCUCUGGAGAUGAAUCUUUGCUGGAACGAGAUAAAAAAAAAAUCCCACAGCCUUCGGGCUCGGCUGGAGGCCUUCUCUGACCACAGUGGGAAGCUGCAGGUGCCUCUCCAGGAGAUCAUUGACUGGCUGGGGCAGAAGGAUGAGGAGCUGUCGGCGCAGCUGCCCCUGCGGGGCGAUGUCCUGCUGGUGCAGCAGGAGAAGGAGACACACGCGGCUUUCAUGGAAGAAGUGAAGUCUCGGGGGCCAUACAUUUACUCUGUCCUGGAGUCAGCACAGGCUUUCCUUUCCCAGCACCCGUUUGAGGAGUUAGAAGAACCAACUUUGGAAAGCAAAGAUGUGUCUCCGCGGCACCGGAUCCAGAACAUCAGCCGCUUUGUGUGGAAGCAGGCCAACGUGGCCAGCGAGCUGUGGGAGAAGCUCACGGCGCGCUGCGUGGACCAGCACCGCCACAUUGAACGCACCCUGGAGCAGCUGCUGGAGAUUAAAGGGGCCAUGGAAGAGCUCAGCACGACCCUGGACCAGGCUGAGAGCGUGCGGGACACCUGGGAACCCAUCGGGGACCUCUUCAUUGACUCCUUGCCGGAGCACAUCCAGUCCACCAAGAAACAGCAGCAGCUUAGAGGAGCAUUUGGUGUUGAUCUGACACGUGUUUCUCUCCUUGCAGCCUCUGUCCAGGUCCCCUGGGAGCGAGCCAUUUCCCCCAACAAAGUGCCAUACUACAUCAACCACCAGGCCCAGACGACGUGCUGGGACCACCCAAAGAUGACAGAGUUGUACCAGACGCUGGCGGAUUUGAACAACAUCAAGUUCUCGGCGUACCGGACGGCCAUGAAGCUGCGGCGGGUGCAAAAAGCCCUUCGAUUGGACAUGGUCACCUUGGGCACGGCUUUGGAAAUCUUCAAUGAGCACGACCUGCAGCCCGGCGACCGGGCGAUGGACGUGGUGGAGGUGAUCCACUGCCUGACCGCCCUCUACGAGCGGCUGGAGGAGGAGCGGGGCAUCCUGGUCAAUGUGCCCCUCUGCGUGGACAUGAGCCUCAACUGGCUGCUGAACGUCUUUGACAGUGGCCGCAGCGGGAAGAUGAGGGCUCUCUCCUUCAAGACGGGCAUCGCGUGUCUGUGCGGGACAGAGGUCAAGGAGAAGUUCCAGUAUCUCUUCAGCCAAGUGGCCAACGCCGGGGGCCUGUGUGACCAGCGGCACCUGGGUGUCCUACUCCAUGAGGCCAUCCAGGUCCCUCGCCAGCUGGGGGAGGUGGCAGCGUUUGGGGGCAGCAAUGUGGAGCCCAGCAUCCGCAGCUGCUUCCGCUUUAGUAAUGGGAAGUCUGCCAUUGAGGCGUCCCAGUUCCUGGAGUGGGCCAACCUGGAGCCGCAGUCCAUGGUGUGGCUGGCGGUGCUGCACCGGGUGACCAUGGCCGAGCAGGUGAAGCACCAGACCAAGUGCUCCGUGUGCCGGCAGUGCCCCAUCAAGGGCUUCAGGUAUCGGAGCCUGAAGCAGUUCAAUGUGGAUAUCUGCCAGACCUGCUUCCUCACGGGGCGAGCCAGCAAGGGCAACAAGCUGCACUACCCCAUCAUGGAGUACUACACCCCGACCACAUCCAGUGAGAACAUGAGAGACUUUGCCACGACACUGAAGAACAAGUUCCGGUCCAAGCAGUACUUCAGCAAGCACCCACAGAGAGGUUACCUGCCCGUCCAGUCCGUGCUCGAGGCUGACUUCUCUGAGACCCCAGCCUCGUCCCCGAUGUUACCACACGCUGACACACACUCCAGGAUCGAGCACUUUGCCAGCAGGCUUGCAGAGAUGGAAAGCCAGAACUGUUCCUUCUUCAGUGAUAGCCUGUCCCCUGAUGACAGCCUGGAUGAGGACCAGUACCUGCUGCGCCAUUCCAGCCCCAUCACGGACAGAGAGCCUGGGGGCAGCCAGCAGGGUCCAGGAGGCCUCAACAUGGAUGACAAGGGAGAGCUGGAGAGAGUCCUGGCCCACUUAGAGGAUGAAAACAGGAUCCUCCAGGGAGAGCUGAGACGUUUGAAAUGGCAGCAUGACGAGGCAGUGGAGUCUCCAAGCUUGGCCACAGGCUCUCCUGAAUCAGUGCAAGACCCACGUAACGAGGAGCUGCUGGCAGAAGCACGGAUCCUCCGGCAGCACAAGAGCCGCCUGGAGACACGGAUGCAGAUCCUGGAGGACCACAACAAGCAGCUGGAGUCACAGCUGCACAGGCUGAGGGAGCUGCUGCUGCAGCCUCCAGCAGAGUCAGAAGGCAAUGGUUCAGCAGCCUCCUCCUUGGCUUCAUCUCCACAUCAGUCAGAAGGCAGCCAGGCAAAGGAGAAAGAGCACAACACCCCUGACACUGAAACUGCAGAUGAGGUGGAAGCCAAAACCCAGGAAGUCAGCAUGUGCCUGGAAGACAUAAUGGAGAAGCUGCGGAGCGCCUUCCCCAGCUCCCGAGUGCUGCUGGGACGGGUGUGUGGCCUGGGAGCUGAGGAGGAGGAGGAGGCUUCACACCUGCAAGGAGAGGCCAUCAGAGCUGCCAAGAGCACAGACCAAACAGAUCCCUGUGAUGAGUUGCAAGGCAGCCUCUGCCCUGCUCAGACCUGCACCCCACGGGGCUCCCACCGUGAGGAUGGACAGACCUGCCAGCACCACCUGCAGCGAGCUUUGGGCCCCUCCUGCCUUCAUCCCUGUCCAGACCCCUCUGCAGGAGAGGUCGUGGCCCCAGAGGCCUGGUGAGAUGGAAGCAAUGGUGCAGGCUCUCCUGGCUGCUCGUGGACAGCUCUUCCCAGCAGGGAUGGAGGGGUUGUGUGUGUGGAUGGCACUCCACUCACUCAGUGGGUUUUGGUGUUGGUCAUUCUGCUCCUUCCCUCUGUGCUCAGUGCAGGGGCAGCACUUGGUCUCUUGCCCAGGCUGCCAGAGGGAGACAUUGCUUCGUGCCAGCACUAACAUGAGGUGGUGAUCUGCCCAUGCAGACUCUUGCCCACUUUCUGCCAUCCCUGAGCAGGAUCCUCCUGGCUCUGCAGCAGCCCCCUUCUAACCAGGUGGCUCUGGGUCCUGUUUUCCUGACCUGUCUAUUUCUCUUUCAGGUAUGACCUCCCUUAUCUAACACCUCCUGUGAGCCAGAGGCUUUUCCUAACCAGCUACCUGGCUGCUUUCCUCCCCCUCUCUCCCUGCCAUGCUCCCUGUGCUGCAGCAGACCUCACACAGACUCCCUCAGAGCUGGUGGUGCAGGAUGCUUGCCAGCUCCAGAAGAUCUCAGGGGAACAUAGGUCAUGCAGGAGUGGGACUGUGGGCUCCCCAGGAGGCUGCUUUGGUCACUGGCCACAGUGUCCAAGCCUGGGUGGGAUGGUUGAGAAGAAAGAACUGAAGCCAUGAAAACUGCCAGUCUCCCCUGGCACGCAGGGGCUGCUGCCUUUCCCUGUAGCCCUCAGGGGAUGCAGAGCUUAGCAUCCCACUCUUCAUCUGUGCCCACGAGCCUCCAGGUCUAUGGGUACCAAAACACUCCUGGAGCCACACAGUUUUUAAAAUAACUCUUUAUAACAGUGACCAGCUGCCAGCCUUAUGUCUGAACUCUGCCACCCCAGGCUCUGCAGCCAGCCAGGCACAUACCACCAGGAGAGAGUCUGUGAGGUUUAUGGAGUAGGGAUUGAGUCCAUGUUAGAGCUUCAGCCCAGCUAGUAGCCUUAUAUUGAGAGGGUCUUUAUAACAGAGCCUUAUUGUUUAAUUUGCAUAUAUUUCUAUAUAUUAUAUAUAUAUAUACUGUACUUAAAUACUCUCAUGGACUCACUCUAUUAAACUCUAAUACCUUAAGUGUAGCUGCCCUUCACUUUCAGACCAGCCCAGGGGAAGCAGCACCUUCCCUGUUGCUGGUGUUGCCUUGCAGGGCUGCUGUGAGGGAGCUCACUGAGGGCUGGACCCACAGCAGGUCCUUCACCCUGCCUGGUUUCCUGGGGAUCUGUGCCUUUGCUAUGGCAGAGUCCUGCACAGAGCCGGCUCCGUGCCUGGGGAGCCUCAGCCCCUGCAGGGGGGGUUUCUCCAGCCCUGAGGCCACCUUGGUGCGAUGCAAGUGCCUGGCAGCGUGGGUGGCAGCAGGACAGGCAGGGCACCUGCUGGCUGUCCCCAGGAGCAGCUGCCCCGCUGCUGUCCCAGCUCGGGGCUGGGCUGGGGCUGGAGGCCGUCCCUGGGAGCGGGGCAGAGCAGGGAGGCUCUCUGCCAGCUGCCAGGGCAGCCCGGGGGUGGUGGCUCCUGUGCCCAGGGGUCCCUCGGGCUGGCUGUCUUGGGCUGUGUUAUGUCGAGAGAGGCAGAGGCAGGUGCUGCAGGGUGACCCAGAGCCGGGGCUGCCAUGGCCCUGCUGCUCUGGAGCCACAGGCUGUGGGGAGGAGAGAGAGGCCUGAGCCCUCGGGGCAGGGCACCGGGGGGAAACACCCCGGUUAACGGGGCUUGCAAGGACAGAGCCAGGCUGCUGGUGCUGCCUGGGACGGGACACGGUGCUGAAGUGUCCGGGAGGUUGUGAGCAGGGCUGUGGCUUGGCUCUGGGCUGCUGGCAGGGGUGAGGAGCAGUGGCCGCGCCAGGGACAAGGCGGUGUGAGCCUUACAGCCAGGGCUGCUCAGCGUGUAGUGCUCCAGUGCCUGCUGGCAGCAGCGUGGGUGGCUGUCCUUGCUGUCCCCUCUGCCGGCCAGGUGAGUGGCAGGAGGGCAGUGUGGUGGCAUUAGGGUGGCUUUGGGCAUGCUGUGUCAGGCUGUGGGUGAGAGUGACCCCGGGCCAGCCUGUGAGACCCAGCUGGCCCCCUCUGCUCUCCCAGGGGCAGGGUGGGAGCAGCGUGGGGAGCAGCAGGGUGAGGCUUGGCCUGAGGGUGUGGUCAGGAGUAUCCAGCCUUGGGGGGCACUGGAGGAAGGAAAAGGGCAGGAUUCUGUGGGACCAGAGCUGCUGGCCCCAGUGGCAGGUGUGGGGAGCAGAGGUGGCCAGGUUGGGUCUUGGGCUGUGUUUGGGAGCCAGGAUGUGUGAGGGAGGGGAGCAGGCUGGCUAAUGCUCUGGUAACUAUGUACUCUGGUGCUGCUGUCCUCACUGCUUUGUGGCAUCUCUGCUCUGGAA
Messenger RNA from Pyrgilauda ruficollis (rufous-necked snowfinch), 5550 nucleotides. RefSeq names its product dystrophin related protein 2 (gene DRP2). Gene Ontology annotation, molecular function: protein binding; zinc ion binding. NCBI's taxonomy places the organism in Eukaryota, Metazoa, Chordata, Aves, Passeriformes, Passeridae. The record is from RefSeq and is a predicted model, not a curated record. Gene Ontology annotation, biological process: synaptic signaling. Gene Ontology annotation, cellular component: plasma membrane.